Molecule: messenger RNA, 705 nt
Organism: Recurvomyces mirabilis
Lineage: Eukaryota; Fungi; Ascomycota; Dothideomycetes; Mycosphaerellales; Teratosphaeriaceae
Exons: 2
Coding region: 1-705 (234 amino acids)
Source: RefSeq, a predicted model, not a curated record
AUGACCGACUGUGAUGUGACGGUCAAUGCAAAACUGCCGUACUUGAACGACAGCAGGAAUCAUACCUACCUCUUGUUCGAUCCUACACACCAGCAGCUGAACAUCAGCUUGACGUGUAAGUCCUUCGUCAACAUGCCCACCCAGCUGUGGCUCCAGACACUGAGAUAUUCAGACUAUUGGAAUGCAAGCACCAUGGGAGACACAGUGAUCGACAGCAGUCCGAUCGGCAUAUCGGUUUUCGACGCCUCACUUCCUUUCAAUGUAACAGACUUGUUGAGCAAUUGCGGCAACCCUUCGCCAUAUUACAGCUUCUGGCAAACCAUCAGUACCAAAACACGAAUCUUCCUUAGCGCAGGUAUCACGGCCAUGGACAACAAAGUCGACAUGGUGCCCAAACAAGACAAUUUGCCGAGCUCAGAAGCCUGCUCCGCGGGACUCGCAGCGAAGUCUUCGUAUGACUAUUUCACACCUGUGCUGCAGACCUUUGAUUCGGGACAGCAGUGUGAUUCUAGUGCUGCUACCAAGGACGAUCGCGGCUAUCUAGUUCUGACCUGUUGGCUCAAUCUUUAUGUGUCGCUGCAGUCGACCCUGGCUACGACGCAGACGACGAGUCGUGGGACUAGUACGUUGAAGAUUUUGAUCGAUGAGGGUAGUAUUGUUGGUGGUAUAAUGUUCUUCACUUGGUUCUUGACGAUCUUCUUGUAA